Messenger RNA from Leishmania mexicana MHOM/GT/2001/U1103, 5757 nucleotides. Its product is annotated as putative protein kinase. Lineage: Eukaryota; Euglenozoa; Kinetoplastea; Trypanosomatida; Trypanosomatidae. The transcript has a single exon. Gene Ontology annotation, molecular function: ATP binding; protein kinase activity; protein binding. The record is from RefSeq and is a predicted model, not a curated record. The coding region runs from base 1 to 5757 and encodes 1918 amino acids. Gene Ontology annotation, biological process: protein phosphorylation.
AUGCCCUCGACGGCCGCGACACAAAUCGUCAGCCGCGACGGCUCCUCCACCCCGCCACUCACCACCGACGUCGACAUCCGAAGCCCUUUCCUGCUGUACGGCCCAUCGGGUCGCCUGCUGAGUCGCUACGAGCCCUCCGACCUCUGGGGGUUGCUCAUCUCUGAGCACACAACGCUGAACUGCACGUAUGCCCAGACGACAGUGCGGGUGGGCCGGGCUGGCGGGUGCGAUACCGUCUUGAGCGACCCACGGGUGAGCAGUACGCACUUCACCAUCUCGCUGGAGCUGGAACCUUAUGGAAACAGCGACCACAGAAACCACCGGCGUGGCAGCGGCGGUCAUGAGAUACCUUUGCUGGUGCGUCGCUCACCAGAAGGCAACCCCGUCCAUACUCGAGGCAUGCGCACAAGCGCGAACGACGCUAGCACCUCUGGCGCGGACGUCCCGGAAAACGCCGCCUCCGGUAGUUUGGCAUCGUCGUCGUCCCUGUUCAGUCCCGCAACUGCCGAAAAGGGCUUGAGCAAGGAUGGCCCGUCCAAUGCAAGAGCCUUUUCAGGGACGACGCUGCCGGGUUGGCGAGUGUGUCGUGUAUCGCUCACCGACUGCAGCGCGAACGGCACCUACGUCAAUGACGUGCUCGUCGGCCGCGGGAAGUGCUGUGAUCUGCACUACGGCGAUGACAUCAGUAUUGUGCGGGUGCCGGAAAAGAAACGUCCGCGUCGCGGCUCCACCACACCGACAGACCUGUCCAGCGAAGAGGACGAAACACAACAAGAGUCGGAGAAUGAAGUUGCGUGCUUUACCCAGGGCGAACGUGGUGCGAAGCUGCGGUGCGGGACCGCGGCAGCGUCAUCGUCCUCCGCCCAGCACGUCGCUCCAUCGUCGUCGCGGGACGCGCUCGCCGGCGGUGGCGCUGCACGCAUGGGAACUGAGGCGAACGAAGAAGGCAGCUCGCCAAGCAGCGAAGACCUCCACGUAACGCAGAUGUUCACGGCGCUCCUCUCCACGCUCUCGACGGAGCACACGUAUGUGGAGCGCUUUUGCUUCCACCUUUACCAUGCCGAGGAGGUGGGGCGAGGCGGCGUGCCCAUCAUCGAGCCCGAAAAGGUUCUCGCCUCUCAGAGGGCGGCGGCGGCAGGGGAAGGGAAAGCAGAAGAGGAAAGACAGGGGGAGUACAAGGGGGAGCAGGGCAAGUAUGACGAUGUGCUGCAGUUGCCGAAACCCGAGCUGAAGCACAACUUGUCGCAACACAAGUCGGUGCGCUUCCCUGAUGAUCCGGUUACGGCUUCCGACCCACCACCCCAAAAUGCCGACGGCGACGCCGUGGACUCACCGCCAGUUCCGCUCUCUGCACUUCAGCAUCGUGGCCGACGCGCCUCCCCGUCCACGUCUCCGAUCCCUCCUUCUGCCCUGGUGCCGAGUUUCACCGCUGUCAGCGCUGCCUUCGCUCCGCAGAGCAGCGCGCUCUCGCGCGCCUCCAGCGCGAGCUCGUUGAGGACACUCUCUACGGUAGUUACCCCGCACUCCCUUCUCCGGCCACGUCCGUCCAUCCGGGGGAGCUUCAUCGCCCCGAUCAACCUUCCCGACCCCGAGGAAUCGACGGCGCCGUCGAACGGAUCCAUGCAGGGUUCCGUCAUGGUAUCCACCCCGGCAAUUCGCUUUCACGAAAGCAUCGGCAUCAGCCCUGCGCUGCAGCGUAAGGCGGCUGCGCAGCGCGCGCUUGCCGCACGCCGCGGGAGCAGCGCCGCAAGCAACCAGGCUAACGCCGGCUUCGGCACCGUUGGGGCGAUUAUGAAGGACAUGCCAGCGGAUAUUCCCAUUCGCUAUGCGGUGCUGCCACUGCGCCACCUGCAGUGGGGUGGCCGCAUCGGCUUCGGCGCGAGCGGGGAUGUAUUCAUGGGUAUCGACGUCUCGACCGCCACGGUGGUCGCCAUCAAAGUGCUGAAAGGCAGCUCGCUUUUUCAGUCCUCCCAGUCGGCCGACACGGUGAUGGCUAAAGCGCACAGCAAAACCACCUCGGGAAAGUCAGCAGUACCGUUGGUGCAGGACGACGGUACUAUCCUCAACUUGUCAAACAUCAGCCUGGGGCACGGCACAGUCGCGGACCCCCGCGCAGCGUCGGAAGGCUCGAUCGGUGCUCCUCACUCCUCGGCCUCCGGCAUGAUGGCGCCGUCGCACUGUGCCGCCUCACUGCAGGUUGACUACGCGAACGAGGAGUCGAUACAAGCUAGCGAGGCGUCCGCAGCGACCUCGUCAUUAGCCUCCGCGCACGGGAACACCUCCACAGCGCUGGCUAGCACGUCGUCUACCUCUCAUUGCCACACGCAGGUUCAGCAGCAGCAGUCACCUCGGCUACAGCCGCAAAACGAGCACUCCGCCUCCCCACUUCUCCGCAAGCACUUGCGGGAGAUUAUCUUUCUGACGACGCUGCAGCACCACCGCAUCGUGCGCUUCCUCGGCUUCCAGUUCAGCGGCGAGGGUCGUCUGUGUCUUCUUAUGGAGUACGUGGCGGGUGGGACCUUGCAGACACUGGUCAAGAACUUCGGUGUGUUUGAGGAGAACGUGAUUCGCCUAUACACGCUGCAGAUUCUAGAGGGCUUGGAGUACCUGAAGCGCAAGGGUGUUGUACAUGGUGACUUGAAGAGCGCGAACAUCCUCGUGUCGGAGCAGGGUAGCGUGAAGCUGACAGACUUUGGCACCAGUCGCUUCUUACGCGCGUGUGCAGCAGAGGAAAAGGGAGCCGGGGAAGCGGCUGGGGCAGACGAUGAGCGGGCGGGGACUGACGUGCGUCGCGCUCGUCGCCGGGACGAGUCUGGCGAAGUCCACCACGCACCUGCAGAUCAGGCGCGCGAGCGCUAUCAUCACGGCAACUCCCCUGGCGCCGAUACCGCGGUGGAAGAAGAUGGCAGAGGGGAGGGCAUCAGCGUCGGCAACUCAGAAGGGUGCGGAGACUGGUGUCGCGGCACCAGCGACGAGGACAACUUCGAGGAGGACGAGGAGGGAGAGGACCCCAGCGAGGACGACGGCCCAGAGCGUCGCUUGCUCUGCGGCACGCCUCUCUACAUGAGCCCCGAGCUCAUCCGUACGCAAGAGCCGACCUUCGCCUCCGACAUGUGGGCCCUAGGAUGUGUGGUGUACGAGAUGGCAACCGGUGGCGUUUUACCGUGGCGGCCGGUGCACAACCUGAGUGCGCCGGCGGUUAUUUGGUACAUUGGGCAGCGGGGCGAAGAGGGCGACGGACCCUCGAUGGAUGACGUCUACACGGAGCGAGACCACCUGAACCGCUCGAGAACCGAACCGUCGCUUCAUGAGGCAGUGGAGGACUCGUAUGACGAAGAGGGCGGAGGGCGCCGCAGCCACAGCCGCAGCGUGGGCCACUGGGAUCGCACUCCAUCUCCUUUGCUGUUGGACCUCCUGCAGUCUACGUUGAACGUGAGCCCAGCACUCCGCCCCACCCCAGCAGAGCUGCUUCAGCAUCCCUUUAUCCGCAAUGAAGCCUCUAAUGCGGCGCUCGAGCGCUGGCACGCCUUGGUGGCAGCGAACCGUCGCCCCGAACUGAAGCAGCGCGGCGAGGAAGGCAAGGAAUUGGUGUCACAUCGCAAGCUGAAGGCUGAGCCUGUCGCGGAUACCAAGAGUACGCUGAGGUCGGUGUGUGGCAGCGCAGGCAGCGCUUCAAGAGACGCCUCACUGCACGCUCGCGCCUCGCUCUCCCCCACACGCACGUCACCCUCGCCACAAGCGAUUCACGUGGAGGAGCUGGACGACAACACCCCGGCCAAGCCAGGCGGCGAGAAUCCGCUGGACAUGGCAUCGAGGCAGCAGCAUCCUUCGCUGCACCCCCCGCCUCCGCUAGAAGAGCCAAUGACAUCACCGUCGAUGAACCUCUUGGGCGACCCCUGGGAAGAUGCGGAGCCGUCUUCCGCGCUGCCGCUUCCGCCACCGGCCAGCCAGCCGAAGGCGCAUUCAGUGCAGGCCCCCUCGGUGCUUGGUGCAGGCAACCCCGACUCGCAGCCGCUCAUCUAUGAGCCCCCGCGGCGGCCAGACAUGCGUGGUCGUCGCAUAGACGUGUCGCAGCCGGUAAAAGGUCAAGCCGCUGCAGCCCCGGAACGCUUGCCCAGCGCGUCGUACGGUGCGGCGUCCCUGCCGUGGUGGGCCCCGCAGUGCUUCUCGGCACCGACCAAGCUGCCCGUUUCUCGCUCUCGCGCCUCUGCCGCUGCUCUUGUGGGUAUGCAACAGGCUGAACAGCAGGUGCCGUACACCAUGCCAGUGACGCAGCAAAGCGCGAACAAGUCGUACCUGCGUCAGCAUCAGCUAUUCCUCAAGCAAAACGAGCUCGAGCGUCGUCGACUCUCUUUUUUAGUGCCGCAAGGCGGACGGCAAAUGCGCGGUCGCCACCGCACCGAAGGGCCGUCGAUACUACAGCAGCAGCUGCCCGUGUCCAUGGCUUCUGCUCCGGCGGCGGCUGGGAUAAUGCCCAUGUACCCGCCUAGCUAUCAGUACGCGAUGCAGCAGCCCGUGCUGGAAUACACGCCCGGCUACAGCGACUACAAUCCACAGGUGAACACGCAGACGGUGAAAAUGCGCCUGCCGCCGGACUUCACAAGUCAGUCGCUCUCCGUCCCACAACAGCAGGGCAGACGACAGAGCGGCAGCAGCGGCAGCAACAGGGUGAUGGCAGGUGUGCAGCUGCAGAGCGUCGCCUCCAGUCAGCAGUCACUCUCGCAGCAGCAGCUGCGAGGAAACAAGCCGAAGCACAGCAGCCGGAGAGAGCGCUCGCGGAACGCGCCGACUACCGCGGCGGCGCCCAACGUCUCGCCUUCGCUGCACCCCCAUACCCGCAGCCCCGUCAUAUCAAUGAAUCCCAGCCAUGUCAGGGGCCCUGCAGCGGCUGCCUCCACACACGCGAAUAGUGGCCCUGUACUCUCACACACGCCACAUCAAUUUGCGCCGCAGCAGCAACUCUCCAUGCAGCCACCGCGCCCCGUUAUAGGGGGCUUGACGAUGGAGAUGGACAAUCUUACGUCAUCUUCCCCACUAUUGUCGAGCUUUGUGGCGUCGAUGGCACCCCUACCAGUGCAGGACCACAGAUACGUACUCGGCUACCGCAGUGCACCCAUCCCGGUGGAUCAGCCGGCCUCAAAAUCGCAACAAGCCCACUGCCAAGGACCCGUUUUCCCCCUUCCUUCGCAUCCGCGCCACCGCCACACCGCACACGCACAGUCGGCCACGACAAGCAGCUUCGUCCCCGGCAGUGGAGACGGCGGCGGUGCCGUCCAGCAGGCUUCGCCAGCCAAUGCCGCUGAGGAGGAGGGGGCUGGAAACAGCGCUGCCCAACGGAACGUUCGCCGUGGGAGGCAAGGUCGCCGGAGCGCUUUGUCCUCUUCCAGUCUACUUUUCCAUCAGAACCGCCUCCGAAACCCACGGCGUGCUUCUCCGCUACUGAGGCAGCAGCUACAGCAGAUGACCUUGGCACGUACUCACACGUGUGUGGUAGAGCACAGCGACAAACAGGAGCAGCAGCAAAUACUACCUUUGAGCGAAGAAACCCCAGCUUCACAGCAGCAGGAAGAGCCAUGCAGCACGAAGCGACUGUGCGCGGCAAAGUUGAGCGCGCGGGGCUCGUCUACCCCCACAGCGGGACAGAAGCGGCGCAUUCGCACAUCGCUCCGUGUGUCCACCAGAGAGGCGGGCCGGCGUCAGCAACAGCGGCGUUCGCAGAAGCAGCGAGAUCAGUCUCCGGAGGCGAACGGAAAGUAG